Messenger RNA from Triticum aestivum (bread wheat), 1341 nucleotides. Its product is annotated as plant UBX domain-containing protein 2. NCBI's taxonomy places the organism in Eukaryota, Viridiplantae, Streptophyta, Magnoliopsida, Poales, Poaceae. Gene Ontology annotation, biological process: DNA repair; defense response to fungus. Gene Ontology annotation, molecular function: DNA binding; protein binding. The record is from RefSeq and is a predicted model, not a curated record.
UCCACCUCCGUACUUCCGUAGCUCUUCCUUCUUUAUCAAUUCGCCCCCCUCGCGUUGCUUCUUCCCCUCGAACGAACCCCGCGGAGACAAGACAACCACCACCAAGCCUACUCCCCGUCCACGCCAAUCUUCUUCCUCCUCCUCCUCCGCCGCCUACACCUCGUCGCCGCCGGCCUCCAUGAUGAAGGACAAGAUGAAGGAUCUCAUGAAGAAGGUCACCUCCUCCUCCGCCCCGUCCUUCAAGGGCCCCUCCCACGUCCUCGGCUCCGGCCCUCCCCCCUCCGCCUCCACCUCCUCCUCCCGCCCCUCAAACCCUAACCCUAACCCCAUGCCGUGAUGGACGAGACUCCUGCCGAAGCAAGGCUUAGCGGGAUCAGGCAGGCUGUGCUCCUGCUUGAGAGGUCCCAUCCUUCGGCACCGCUACCGACGCUGGCCGGGUCUGAGUCCAAAGAGAGCUGCCGCAGCGGAGUCGAUGAGCAAAAGGAGGUUAACAAGAUUGUUGAUCGUCAGAUUCGGGUAUUCUUCAAUGUCCCUGGAAGUUCUGUUGCAGAAAUUGAUACACCGGAUUCUUUCUACAAACUUAGUGGUGAGGAGGUAAGGAAUGAGGCAAAGAUGAGGAGGGAAAGGCUGGAACAAUCUCGGUUGCUAAUUCCAAAGUCAUAUAAGGAGAAGCAGGCACUGGCUGCUCGACAGAAGUACAAACAAGCUGUCAUCCGAGUUCAGUUUCCUGAUGGAGUAAUUCUCCAGGGUGUAUUCCUUCCAGCGGAGGCUACUGGUUCACUAUAUGAGUUUGUCGCGGAUGCUUUGAAGCAGCCAGGUUUGGAAUUUGAUCUUAUCUGUCCAGCUGUUCCUAGGUCACGUGUGCUACCGCAUUCCCCAAAUACAGGAGAGCGGGUACGCACGUUGCAAGAUGAAGGCCUAGUACCUUCUGCUCUCCUCAAAUUCAAGCCCAAUGAGACUGAUUCUGUUGUGUUCACCGGCUUGCUUGACAAGCUUCUGGAGGCUAGUGAACCAUUUACAGCUGCAUCCUCUUGAUUGUUGGAGUUCAGGCCCACAUUCUCCCCUCAAAUCUUCUGUUACAUUGGACUUCAUACUGUUGUAACUCAGUCACAGGGAUAUGUCAUCUGCAUACUCGUUAGGUUGAUUGAUAGUCUGGUACAUAGAUUGCUUGGCGAUUGCCAUACUUUACAUGGUAAAACCCAAUAAUUCAUCAGUCGCACCGUCAACUGUACCUGAGCGAUGAGUGAGCUAUACAAUGUGUACAACACAUUAACUUCCCUUGAUGUUGCAUUUGAUACUAGAACUAUCGUUAAUUCAGUAUCCCCUCUAUUGUUAGGUUUA